GUUGAAGACAAUUCAGAGGACAGCAUGUAGAGGUGGAGAGGAAAGCAAGACCAACACGAAUAGUGACCGGAUAUAGAUGUCUGUGACAAGUAACUCUGGAGUGGACAGGCUGCUGAAGAUCUCCAGGUCAUGCCCUACCUGGUCCACACAGCAAAUCUUCAACUUGCAGGAUUUGCUAUUUCGACUUUGGGCUGGAUUUUGAGUUUCAUUUCCACAGGACUUGUACAGUGGAGAGUGUGGCAUGUAACUAACACCACCUACAUAACUUCUGGCAUUGCUUGGAUUGGUAUCUGGAGGACUUGCUUUUUCAGUCACGUUUUGGUGUCCCCAAACCUAGAAAUCAUGUACUGUCAACCUUUUAGUGUGACUGACUCCUUCGUACCACGAGAAAUAUUUGUGGCACAAGGACUCAUGUUAGUGGCUAUUAUUCUUGGAGCAGCUGGGAAAGCGGUAUGUGUCAUUGGACUAAAAAAUGUCCUUCAAAGUACAAGUGAUAUAUCAGUAAUUCCUCAAUGGUUUACAGCAGGCGGGAUCCUAAUCCUACUUUCCAGCAUUUCCGUUAUGAUUCCUGUGGCCUGGAACAUGCACUCAGUAGUCAGUAAUUUCAGCAUAGUCUUUCCAAGUACAUUUGUCAUGCCGUCCAGUCCUGAGAAGCAGGAAGUUGGAGCCGCCAUCUCUGUGGGGAUUGUCUCUGCCAUUUUACUUUUUACAAGUGGGAUUUUUUUCCUUAGUUAUAGGUUACCUAAGGAUUUUAAUAACAGAGUAUUUCCUAUAAAUGAUGAGGAUUCGAUAUUCUCGGACAGUGUAAGCCUGGGCUCAGGAUUCAUGUUUAACUCCAGGAGCGUUCUAUCAUUGAAACAUUAUUUAAAUGCAACACUAAAGUGUGAUGGAAUUAAAAAUGAUGCCUUUAUCUGGGAGAUAGAUGACAAGCUAUAAGUGCGUAUACAUUAUAUUGUACAUGGUAGAUCACUGUAGCAUUUAAAACCUGUGCGAAUGUCGCCCAUGACAAAAAAUGUGAGCGGCUUGAUUUAUUUUCCAGUCUUAUUGGUUGCUAUUAGCAACAUUGACACCUUUUAUGGACCAGUUACCCCAUAGCAACCAAUCAGGCAAAUAAAAUAUUUUUCCAAUAGUCCUUAAACAUGAUUAGUUGCUAUGGACAGUGCUGACGUCUUUGAUUUUUACAGUUUUUUAUGAGACACUGGGAGAUUUGUCAAAACUAGUGCAAAGGAAAAGUGGGGGAGUUGACCUUAGUAACCUAUGAAUUCACUGUUUUCAUUUUCUGAAGGGUCUGAAUUUGCUCUGCCUUAUCUGAUGAUUCCCAGAAAUGACCAAAUCCAGAACACAUCAUCUAUGUUGUUUGCCGACAUG
Messenger RNA from Bufo bufo (common toad), 1368 nucleotides. It is a transcript of the gene CLDN34, whose product is annotated as claudin 34. Gene Ontology annotation, molecular function: structural molecule activity. The transcript has 2 exons. The record is from RefSeq and is a predicted model, not a curated record. NCBI's taxonomy places the organism in Eukaryota, Metazoa, Chordata, Amphibia, Anura, Bufonidae. Gene Ontology annotation, biological process: bicellular tight junction assembly; cell adhesion. Gene Ontology annotation, cellular component: plasma membrane; bicellular tight junction. Bases 130 to 936 code for a protein of 268 amino acids.